CCUUGUGGUACAAAAGUAGUUACAGCUGAGCUGCCCUGAGUUAAGCCCUGAGACUCCUUAAUUGUUGUCACAAGAUGUUGGAUUAGCACAUUUCUGGAAUAGCUGUCUGUUUACACUCUGGAGACCCACCGUCCACUAACCGCUUUCUAAUUGAAUUCUAAUCACAUUCAAAUAGCUCAAUAACCAGCCUCAGCUGCAAUUCAUAAAACUUUAAUUGCCAUCCAUAAAUCCUGGGCUCCCCAGAGCGGGGCAUCCCUACAACCCAAUUACACUUCUCUAGCUUGCAAGAGAGACUGUCACAGAGAUGGAAAGGGAAAAGGAGAGGCAGAAAGACAGAGGACAGAGAGACAACCAUGCCUCCAGCUGAGAAGCUGAUGCUCCCCUAGGAUUGGGGCACUUGGUUCUCACAGGUGGAGGAAGUCCUGUCCCCAAAUUUCUUAGCACCUCUUUGAACUCAGGCUUGAAAUUAGCUGUUUGGUGGGAAAAAUCAAAUUUGUAGCUCACCCUCCCUACUCCAGCCAGAUUUUCUACAAGGGUAGAGAAGAGAAAGCUGUCAUCCCUGCCACCUUGUCUUCCCCAAAGAUCAUUAGCCCCUAUGGUGGCAGCUCCCCUCUCUCACAUAACCACUGGUACACAAGUCUUCCACUAGACCCUGUGCCACUCAGAGAUUUCUUUUACCAAACCACCUUUCCCAUCCCAAGCCAGGAUUCCUUGAAUGGCUCCAUUCCCUUCAAUUUUGGGGGCUUUUAAAUGGGCAUAGAGGGGAGGGUGCUUCCUGGUUAGCCUGCCAUCUGUAAAAUGCAAGGGGGCAGGAGAUGGAUGGACCCAAAGUAAAGGCCUCCCCCAACCCCUGCCCAGUCUCCGAGAGGGCUGGGGUUUGAGUCCUCUCUCCAAAAUCCUUGGGAUGUAGUUUGUAAGAUUGACCUGGAAAUGUAGUGGUGGAACCAUUUGGAGACAGAAUAGAGUGACCCUUCAUCUUUCUCUGCCAAAGGGGGAGCUGCCAGUUAGAAAGGGACACAAGGAAGGAUCGUUGAUACGAGUGGCCCCACGUGCAACGGCAUUUUAGAGCUUCUCAAGCAUGAGGAUGAAAAGCUCCUCAGCUUCUUAGCUGUGAAGCCUCACUGUUACUCCGUGAAUCUGUCACGAACUAGCCACCUGAAUGACCUUGGCUAAGUCCAAAAGCUGGAGGAGUGUGUGUGUGUGUGUGUGUGUGUGUGUGCGCGCGCGCGCGCGCGUGUGUCUGUCUGUGUGUGUGUCCGUCUAUGGUCCAAGCCGCGCCCAGGCACUGGGCUGCUGCCAGUCCGCCGCCGGAACGAUCCUGCUUCAGACUUCAGGCCUCACAACUUUACCACGCCCCAGCUACAGCUGGCACAGCGGAGCAGGGAACACUGGGUGUCCCGGUCAAAAAGGCCUCAAAGUGCCCACCUGGUGCACUUUGCGGCCCCGCGCAGGGAAGAGUUGGGCUGCGGCCCAGGCUAGAGAGAGGGGUGGGAUGGAGGACGCAGCUCUGUGAUUUCACGGGAAAGCGUGGAGAAAGAGGGGGAGGAGGCUGGCCUCCCCUCGAAAUUAACAAAACCUACACUUUGCAAAGUCUCCCCCAUCCCCCUCCUCCGAGUUCUUCCCUGCCGCGCGCCCGCCCCUCCUCGCCGCUUCUGUUGUGACUCGGGCAGCCUAUCCCGAGGGUGGGGAGCUGCUGAGGAGCCUGAGCGGAGCGGUACUCCGCAGCAUCACGUGCCGGGGUGGGGGCUAUAAAUUCCCAGAGCCGGGGCCCCGGGCGGGGGACGUGUGGACCAGCCCUCUCCAGGGACCCCUUUGUUCGCCGCCCAGACGCCGACACCUCCCCGUCCCCAAGGGCUUGACCGCCUGCAUCCGUGCCGCGCCCGGGGCAGAGCUCAGAACAGGAGAGGGGAGGAGGCGCCACCCCGGGCCGGGCCCUCCAGCCACCUAUCCCUCCAGACAUGUCGCGUUCCUUCUAUGUCGACUCGCUCAUCAUCAAGGACUCCUCACGGCCCGCGCCCUCGCUGCCUGAGCCGCACCCCGGGCCAGAUUUCUUCAUUCCGCUGGGCAUGCCGUCCCCGUUGGUGAUGUCGGUGUCCGGGCCCGGCUGCCCGUCCCGCAAGAGCGGCGCGUUCUGCGUUUGCCCUCUCUGCGUCACUUCGCACCUGCACUCCUCUCGGGGGCCAGCAGGCUCUGGCAGCGGGGGCUCAGGGUCGGGGAGUGCGGGGACCGGGGCUGGCGGGGUGGCGGGGGGCGCCGGGGCCUUGCCCUUGCUCAAGAGUCAGUUCUCUUCGGGUCCUGGGGACGCGCAGUUUUGCCCGCGCGUGAGCCACGCGCACCAUCACCACCACCCGCCGCAGCACCAUCAUCACCACCACCAGCCCCAGCAACCCGGCCCAGCUGCUGCAGCGGCGGCCGCGGCUGCAGCGGCGGCGGCGGCGGCGGCCUUGGGGCACCCGCAGCACCACGCACCUGUCUGCGCCGCCACUACCUACAACGUGGCGGACCCGCGGAGAUUCCACUGCCUCACCAUGGGGGGCUCGGACGCCAGCCAGGUACCCAAUGGCAAGAGAAUGAGGACGGCGUUCACCAGCACGCAGUUACUGGAGCUGGAGCGGGAAUUCUCUUCCAACAUGUACCUGUCUCGACUCCGGAGGAUCGAAAUCGCCACGUACCUGAACCUGUCGGAGAAACAGGUGAAAAUCUGGUUUCAGAACCGCCGGGUAAAGCAUAAGAAAGAAGGGAAGGGCACGCAGAGGAACAGUCACGCGGGCUGCAAGUGCGUCGGCAGCCAGGCGCACUACGCGCGCUCCGAGGAUGAGGACUCCUUGUCACCGGCCUCUGCCAAUGAUGACAAGGAGAUUUCCCCUUUGUGAGGGAGGGCCAUCCGCCUUUCGCCACAUGCUCCCAGGAACCCCCAUAACGCCAACGCGGCGGGCACCCAGGGGUCAAAAUCCUCGCCCAUUCCGUGGUCCCAUCUGGAGAAGGACCGAGCUGAGCGUUUCCAGGGUGCACAGGCCAGGCCUGACCCUUCCUGUCGUUUUCUUUACCUAUUUGUGUAGGGCUCCACUCUCAGUAAUAGAUCUUUUUUAAAAAAUGUAAAUAAUUAGAUUCAACUCAGUCUUGUCAUAUAACAAAAAAGCGCGACGGUUUAACACUCUAUGAGGUUUUUUUGAAAAUGCAUGUCAUUUUCCCUUCCCUGUCUUUCAGAACCUGAUAAGAAUUCGGGGUUUCUUGAUUAUUUUCUGUUAUUUUUAAAUAAAAGUAUUGAAUUGCUAAUAAUUUAGAAAAUUAAACUCUGUAGGUCCUUCUGAAAAUUUUCCUGGGGAGAGUUUAAAAUCCAAGUCGCUGAA
This is a messenger RNA of Pteropus alecto (black flying fox), 3350 nucleotides long. RefSeq names its product GS homeobox 2 (gene GSX2). The coding region runs from base 1959 to 2873 and encodes 304 amino acids. NCBI's taxonomy places the organism in Eukaryota, Metazoa, Chordata, Mammalia, Chiroptera, Pteropodidae. The transcript is spliced from 2 exons. Gene Ontology annotation, cellular component: nucleus. Gene Ontology annotation, molecular function: sequence-specific double-stranded DNA binding; DNA-binding transcription factor activity, RNA polymerase II-specific. The record is from RefSeq and is a predicted model, not a curated record. Gene Ontology annotation, biological process: regulation of DNA-templated transcription.